Acipenser ruthenus (sterlet) is the source of this 658-nucleotide messenger RNA. RefSeq names its product LYR motif containing 2 (gene lyrm2). Gene Ontology annotation, cellular component: mitochondrion. The record is from RefSeq and is a predicted model, not a curated record. The coding region runs from base 151 to 417 and encodes 88 amino acids. NCBI's taxonomy places the organism in Eukaryota, Metazoa, Chordata, Actinopteri, Acipenseriformes, Acipenseridae. The transcript has 3 exons.
UGAUAAUCAGGUUUGUCGACAGUGUGUUUGUGUCGCCUGGUUUCAUGUACUUGUCCGAGCUGAAUGAACUGUAGCGUAGGUUAGGGCGUUUGUAUGUGUCGUGCUUUGUGAGUAAAGACGAAAAAAGAAGCAGAAAUACGUCAUUUCUACAUGGCAGCCUCCAGAUUGCCUCCCGCAGCAUUAAGCCUUAAACAGUUUUUACAGCGUCAGAAGGUCCUUUGUUUGUACAGGACAUUGCUGCGAACUAUCCGUCUGGUACCCAAUGAGGCAGAUCGGCAAUACCUGACGAGCUGGGCUAGAGAUGAGUUCAAGAGGAAUAGUGGGGCCAAAGAAGAGGAUACGAUUCGGAUGAUGGUAUCACAAGGCAACUUACAUCUUCAGGAGCUUCAGAGAACUCUUCAGCUAGCGAAGAGUUAGCGGACAAGAGUUACUGAACAUUUUCAAGGAACAAGAUCAUGCCAACUGCGCUAUGAAAAGAACUGUAAUAUAUAUGUCAAUGUGUUGAUCCGGCUACCUUUGCCAGUACACAUUUAUACUGAGAACAUUUUCAAAGGAGUUGUGAUGGGGUGGUGAUUAAAAAUUUACUUGUAUUAAAUAAAACAACUUACUAAAGUACACAAAGAGAAUGUUUAUUUAAAUAAACAGUUUGGCUGAUGAA